Molecule: messenger RNA, 342 nt
Organism: Darwinula stevensoni
Lineage: Eukaryota; Metazoa; Arthropoda; Ostracoda; Podocopida; Darwinulidae
Source: the annotation of a GenBank genome assembly
ACUUUUUUUUUGCCUUGCAGGUGUUAUGAAUCUUAAUUUCUUUGAUAGCAGCAACUUGUAGGCCUCACAACCUACCAAUUUGAUAUCACACUGAUCUUCUUGUGCAUCAAGAUUUGAGUCAUCAUGUCUUCCACAUCCCAAAAGCAUCGCAACUUCAUCUCAGAGCCCAUGGGUGAAAAGCUUGUGACUGAUCUGGCAGGGAUAGGAGAAGUUCUUGGAAAGCGACUAACUGGCAAAGGCUUUGAUAAGGCCUAUGUGGUACUGGGGCAAUUUCUAGUUUUGAAGAAAAACCAGGAAUUAUUUGAGGAAUGGCUCAAGGACACCAGUGGAGCAAAUUCAAAG